AAUUAAAAAAAAGAAAAUUAACAAGUUUUAGAUAAAAAAGUCUGCUAGAUUUUAAGUUAUUAUUAAUUUAAGAGUACUCAUUUAAAAGCAAUUAGGUUUAACUAAAUAUUACGUACAAAAUAAGGAUAGGUGUUGCUAUAUCUAAACCAAUCAUAAAGAUCUAGAUACAUAAGAAUGAAUAAACUAAUUUUAUUUGGGUUUAGCAUAUUUUAUUUGCUCCAUAAUAAAAUAAUUUAGGCUGAAGAGAUAAAUUAUGAGAAUAAUUUUAAAUUUACUAAAUUAUAAGCAAUCUAAUCUGAAAUAAUGAUUUAAUUAUCUUAAAAGAAGACUUAGGACAUUUAGAUAUUUUUAUUUGAUAAUAAUGCACCAAACGAAUUGACAAUUUAGCUCUUUAACUCAAAUUUAAAGCAAUUAAAUAGGUAGAAGAUGUAUGAAUUUCAAAUGUAAAUUUAUGAAUAUCCUCUUAAAUAGGACUGUGAAAAAGCUUUUCUAGAAUAGAAAUUUAAUCCUGAAAAUUUGAUAGCAAGUUUGUCAUUUACUCAUAUAUUUGAUCAUAUAACAUUUAUUAACAGUUACUAUUAUUUGAUGUUUUCAAGAGUUAAUUAUUAUAGAUAGCCCGGUAGUGUUGAUGUUUCCGCUGAUUAAGAAGCUUUAGAUACUAACUUGAUGCUUAAAUUUACAGAUAAACCUAAUUGUAAGUAAAAUGGCUAUUAUAAUAGCGAUCAAAAUAAAUGUAUAUGUUAAAAGAAUAGAUAAGGUCCAUUCUGUGAGUAUGAUGUUUUACUUGUAACUAAUUACUAUCCCUUUGAAAUAGUUAUAAAGCCGUUUGAAGGUAAAUACAUACAAAUCUAUAAAAUAUAAUAAGAAGAUGAGUUAAAAUUAGAAAUGAAUAUUAAACAUUCGAUAAUUCCAGAUAUACAUAUGUAUAGAUCUGAUAAUCCAAAUGAAUUCCCUACACAAUACAAAUACUUUGAAAAUCUAGUCUUUAAUUCCAAAAAUAACACAAAUAUAAUAUCAGCUAAUCCUCACGAAGGAUAAAUAUUAUUAUUUAUAAGAAAUCCAUCAAACUCUCAACUUUAUGCAACCUUAAACAUUAGAAACGUUACUCUUAUUGACGAAACUAACUUGAUAUUAUUUAUAUUGCUUUCUCUUUUUAUUACUUUGGCCAUUUCUUUUUUCUGUAUCUUCUGCUUUAACAAAAUCAGCAAAAAAAAGAAAGCAGAUAAGCAUGUAGAACUUUAAGAAACAAAUGAAGGAUAAAACAAAGAGAAUUAAUAGAAUGGUUAAAAUGGGGCUACGCCUUAAACAAAUAGAAAUUUAAUUGAUGAAAUUAAAACUCAAAGAGAAAACUAAAUUAAAAGUGAGAUGGAAUAAAUUACUCAAGGCAAUAAAUAUGAGUAAUUUUAACUCGAAACUUCCUUUAAAGAAUAAAUAUGUGCUAUUUGUUUAGAUGAUUUUGAAUACGAUGACUUAGUUAGAAAGACAAAAUGCAAUCACAUGUUUCAUGAAAAAUGCUUAUAUAAAUGGUUAUUUAAGUAUAUCAGUUGCCCAAUGUGUAAUUAAGAUUUAACAUGAAAUUUAAUUCCUUAUAAUACUCUUAAAGCCUCAGAUAUAUUUAGAUAUAUCCUUCCUUCUAUUGAUAUAAUAUUUUAUAUGCAUAAAUAUUAUUUUUCAUUAUAAUUUAUUAGUUAAAAUAAUUUAUCAAUUUCUUAAUAUUAUAUUUUUAUAUACUAGCACUUGUGUAAUUGUUUAUCACUUUAAAUUUAGCAUUUA
Molecule: messenger RNA, 1773 nt
Organism: Tetrahymena thermophila SB210
Lineage: Eukaryota; Ciliophora; Oligohymenophorea; Hymenostomatida; Tetrahymenidae
Product: C3HC4 type (RING finger) zinc finger protein
Exons: 2
Source: RefSeq, a predicted model, not a curated record